Messenger RNA from Crotalus tigris (Tiger rattlesnake), 1613 nucleotides. RefSeq names its product keratocan (gene KERA). NCBI's taxonomy places the organism in Eukaryota, Metazoa, Chordata, Lepidosauria, Squamata, Viperidae. The coding region runs from base 66 to 1103 and encodes 345 amino acids. The record is from RefSeq and is a predicted model, not a curated record. The transcript is spliced from 3 exons. Gene Ontology annotation, molecular function: protein binding.
UGAUCAUCUCACAUAGUCUAGCAACAGUUACCAUAGAAAGAAGAGAAUCGAAGCUGAGGUAAACUAUGAAUAUAAUAUUUUGUUCCAGCCUUUUGGUAACCUUCAUAGCUAAUAUUGUGUGGACAAUGGAUGAUGAAUCUGAUCCGUACAACUGGUUGUUUUAUAGUUUUGAGUGUCCACAGGAAUGUUUCUGUCCUCCAAACAUCCCAAAUGCUUUAUACUGUGAUAGCAAGGCAAUUAAAGAAAUACCUGCCAUCCCACCAAGAAUCUGGUAUCUCUAUCUCCAAAACAAUCUUAUUGAAAAAAUUACAGAGAAGUCUUUUACGAAUGUCACCCAACUAAAAUGGAUAAAUCUGAACAAUAACAAAAUCACUACCGAUGGAAUUGAAAAGGAUGUGUUUAACAAUUUAAAAAGUUUACUCUACUUGUAUCUGGAAGACAACUAUUUAGAAGAAGUGCCUGGUCCCCUGCCAAGAAGCCUUGAACAAUUGCGUUUAGCAAGAAACAAAAUCAGUACAAUACCUCAAGGUGUCUUCAACAAUUUGGAAAACCUAACUAUGUUAGACUUACGUCAAAACAAACUGUUGGACAAUGCUCUUUCCAGCAACACCUUCCAAGGACUAAGCAGUCUCAUGCAACUCAACAUUGCUCAAAAUUCCCUUACAAAAAUGCCACCAAUCCUUCCUGCUAAUGUGAUCCAGCUAUUUUUGGACAGUAAUUCUAUUAAAGAAAUACCAGAAAAUUAUUUUGAAACAAUGCUCACAUUAGUUUCCCUACGGCUGAACAACAAUAAAUUAACUGAUGGAGGUUUACCAAGCAAAGUCUUUAAUAUUUCAUCCCUUCUUGAUCUUCAGCUAUCAUACAAUGAACUCACCAUAAUCCCAGCUAUUGGUAUCCAUCUUGAGCAUCUUCAUCUUGAUAACAACAGAAUCAAUAAUCUUAAUGGAACUCAAAUAUGCCCAAUUCCUAUCCCAGGAGAUUAUGUUUAUGAGAGAAAUUUACCACAGCUCCGUUAUCUCCGCUUGGAUGGCAAUGGAAUCAAACCUCCAAUUCCAUUGGACCUCAUGCUGUGCUUCCGACUCCUUCAGGCACUUGUUAUUUAAAGACUACUUUGUGUCACAAUGAUUUAAUAAACAUCUUUGCUGGCAUUUAACUUGUUACACUUUCCAUAUAUUUUGUAACAUAUUUUCUAUUUUUCCUGCAAUAUUGAAGUAUUUUCAAUUUCCCCCCUAGUAGCUCCUUUACUUUAAAUAUUAAGAGAUGGAUUCUAAGAGCUAGAAAAAUUAGUUUAAAAUAGCUUUUGUUGUUCUAUAUUUUAUGCAUCUUGGCCUGCAUAUUCAGGAAUUGUGUUUUCACCUAUGUUAAGCAAAAAUAGUAUCUGUAAUUUGGACAUGAUAUAAUCUUGAUAUAAUAUUACUGUAAAUGUUAGAUUGCUGUGUUUAAUUAUGGAACAAACAUCAGCAAUCUUCUUCCUUUAUUCACCAUUUGAGUUGCUCCAUUAUUUUACAAUUAAAAAGUAAGAACAUACGUUAAUCUAUUGGGUAGAAAAUGAAGAUAGAUAUGUAUUGGAACUAUACAUAUCUGAAGAAUGUCAUUCUAUCAUUUUUUAAUAA